Messenger RNA from Anastrepha obliqua, 6259 nucleotides. RefSeq names its product protein kibra (gene kibra). Gene Ontology annotation, molecular function: molecular adaptor activity; kinase binding. The transcript has 10 exons. Gene Ontology annotation, cellular component: cytoplasm. Lineage: Eukaryota; Metazoa; Arthropoda; Insecta; Diptera; Tephritidae. Gene Ontology annotation, biological process: cell migration; regulation of hippo signaling; regulation of DNA-templated transcription. Bases 1227 to 5468 code for a protein of 1413 amino acids. The record is from RefSeq and is a predicted model, not a curated record.
ACAACAUUAACGACUUGUUGUUCGAAUGGUAGCUCGUUGCGGAAAGUGCUCGCGGGCUAAGCAAAAUAUACCCAUAAUAAGAUUCAUUUACAAUGAACACCAACAAAACGCAGGGAGAUAUGUGAAAAGAAAGUGAAUAAAAAAUUUCAAAUAGAGUUUGGUAUAGAAAUCGAACCAGCUAGUGAACGAAAAGAAAAAUCAAGCAAAAAUAAAUAGGAAAUAAAAAAAAAACAUUUAUACACAACGAAAGAUGUACACAAAUUGAAGCUAAACUGAGUACUAAGUAAAAGAAAUAAUCUAACUGAAUUAGUGCAUUGCAAACGAAACAAAUUGGCGGUAAUUUACUGGUGAAUUUGAUGCACAAAAAUCCACUUAUAAAAAAUUUGAAAUAAUUUGAAAUCAACUCUGUUGAAUAUUAAGCAGCGUUGUGGUAGUGGCAAAGUGAAAAUCGUUGCUUGUGAAAAUAACAAAAAAAUAUAUAUAUAUACAAAGCGAGCAAUUAAUAAAAAUGCGUGUAUGCAACUAAAACAAAACCAAAUAAAAAAAAAAGAGCAAAAUAUGAAAAUUAAUUAAAAGUUAAAAAGUGUUAAAGCGGUCGAAUUGUCUAAAUCGCAUGCUGCUGCCGCCCCACAGCAACACCCAACUAAGCUAAUUGGCGCGCUGAUUACAGCCUGCAAAUCCGCAUAGCAGUAGCGCAUCAAUAACGCCCAGCAGCGCAAGUGCUGCAAUCGCGUCGUUUCGUGCCGCGCCUCACAUAUAAAAUUUUUCGUACAUUUAACCAAUUCAAGCGCCGCCCCAACGCGUACGCGCCUCGUCACAUCUUAGUGUUGCAUAGUUGAGUGCUAGUGAGUGCCGCCAAGUUUAUGCGCCUGGCAAAAGAUGAAAAGAUAACAAAGCCAGCAACAGCAAGUGCAACAAAUUACAAAAAAAAAAAAAAAAUUAAAAAAGAAAAACAACAACAGCGUACGUAUUUAGCGCGUCGAAUAUGUUGUGGCCUGCGCCAUCAGCGUUACCGUUAUCGUCAACAUAAACGCUGUUGUCGUAGUCUUUACUUGGCGUAAAACGUUUGCAUUUGACAAUAUUUUUUGCUAGCAAUAACAACGAUAGCAACAACAUUCAGCAGCAACCGUACACUUUCAACGGCAACAACUUUAGCGCGCAAUUAUUGCCUUUAUGGACGUCAGUUUUUGCAUUUUCGCGCUGGUUUUACUUUUCGUAAGCCAUUUAUGAUUUUUAUCGCAACAUUUACAUGUAAGUUGUUGUUGCUGUCUCACAUACUUUUCCACGUUCACAUCGCAAGUGUAUACGCCUUUAGUGCUAAGCACGCCAGCGCCGUCGCCAUCGCCAUCGCCGUCACUAUAGCGACCACAACAGCCGCUUUAAUCGCUUUUGCAGGCGUCGCCGUCGCCGUCGCCGUCGCCGCCGUUUUCCCUGGCAAUCAUAAAAAUUUUCUCGUCGACAACGUGCAGGAAUUUCAAUUUGAAAUUAUGCCAAAACUACAACAUCAGCCACACCACCAGCCACAACACCAACACCAACAACAACAGCAGCAGCAGCAGCAACACCAUCACCACACAUCCACACAUCAUGGCGAAUAUCCAUUGCCAAAUGGCUGGGAUAUCGCCACCGAUUUCGAUGGAAAAACCUACUACAUCGAUCAUAAUACGAAGAAGACAACGUGGCUGGAUCCGCGCGAUCGUUAUACCAAACCACAGUCAUUCGAAGAUUGUGUCGGCGAUGAGCUGCCGCAUGGCUGGGAGGAAGCGUACGAUCCGCACAUCGGACGCUAUUAUAUCAAUCACAUUGAACAGACCACGCAGUUGGAGGAUCCGCGCCAAGAAUGGAAGAGCGUGCAAGAACAAAUGUUGCGCGACUAUCUGUCAGCGGCCCAAGAUCAAUUAGAAAAUAAGCGUGAGAUGUAUGAUAUUAAGCAGCAGCGCCUGCAAAUAGCGCAGGAAGAAUACAAUAAUCUGAAUAAAUUGGCGGCCAGCAGGAGUAGUUUGUGUUCCUCUUCGAGCUCAAUGAGUCGCCACGAUCCCGAGUUGUUGCGCGCCGAUCUGGCUAUGGCUAAGGAGCGCGUGCGUCUGCUAAAGCAGGAACUCAAGCACAUCACACACGACAUCACUUUUACGCAACGUGGCAUGAAUACGCUGCACUCGGUGGGCGAGAAGAUCAAUGCACGCCAAAAUGGCUGUUACGAUAUUGCCGAAGUGCAGGCCAUACGCGAGGAAAUGCUCAAGGUGCACAAGUCGUUGGUGUCGGGUGAGAAGGUGCGCGAAGAGCUGAUGCGUAGCCUAGUGCAAAUCAAGAAUGAGCUCAGCCGUCAACAAAUCAACGACGAAAAUGCUGAGCUGAUGAAUGCUGCAUCGCCAUUCGAUCGCGUUUGUGUUGCUUCGCAGACAGAUUUGUGUGGUGCUGGCGAUAUGAAUAGUGGCGCACGUUUCGCAGAGAUGGCAAAAACGAAAUUGCAAUACUCGGAAUGGCGUAAACAUAUCAAAAAACUACAACAACAGUUGGCCGAUCAUGUGGAACGCAUCGAUCCGGGUCAAUUGGAGUCGGACAAGGAUCGCAUUUUGUUGAUACAGGAGAAGGAGAAAUUCCUCAACGAUUUGAAUAGCAUUUCGAUGGAGUCGCGCACACCCGAGGAGGUGCGUGUUAUACAGCAAACACGUCGCAAGCUGGAAGAGGAUCUGAACGAGGCGUAUGAGGCUACAAAUCAGUGCAUAGCGAAGCGUCUGCGCUUCCACGAGGAGAAACAGCUGCUGGUGGGUGAGUUGCAGGAAGCGCUUAAGUCCACGAAAAAACUGGAGGAACGCCUUAAGUCAUUCUCGUCGGAGAGCACAUUCUCCAUUAGUAGCGGUUCUAGUCUGGGUUCGCUGUCGACGGCGAGUAGCAAGAGCGCGCUCAGCUUCACCGACAUCUACAUCGACCCAUUCGCUGUCGAUUCACAAAUUGAUGUGAUCGAUUUGCAACGCCGCUCACAACGUUUCUAUCAGCAACAACAGCUGCAAGUCGCACAAACGCAAUUGCAGCUGCAACAGCAACAGCAACAACAGCAGCAGCUACAGUCACAAACGCAUUCAGUUACGCACACGCAUCCACAGCUGCAACAACAACCCUCAUCGGAGUUGUCGCUUUCGCCGCGUAGCAGUCUAUCAAUGGAAACACCACCCGCCUCGCCCAUGAAAUACAAUGCCAGUCCCGAUCAGGUGACGGCGUCCACAAACCAGCGGCUCAAGGAAGAGCCCACGUAUGCCAAUACAUCGUCUGGCGCUGGUUUGCCACCACUCUACCAGCCAAGUCCAGCGUUGGCGGCAGCCAUGGCACGCACACACGCGCAUGACUUAGACUCGACACUACUGGACUGUAUGGUGCUGGAGGCUAAGCUGCAGAAGCUGAACUUAGCCGCACCAAUUAACCUGCCCGCUGCGCCGCUGUCACCGAUUUCCGAGAAGCCAUCUUUAUUAGAUCUGCCGCAAGAGAUGCUCAGCCGUUCAUCUUCCUCGUCGAACACACGCUCCGUAUCCGCGGCGGUGAGCAAUGAGUCGGUCGCCGGUGACUCGGGCGUUUUCGAGGCAUCACGCGCACAUCUGCCACGCAAGGAAUUGGCACAAGUGCAGAUUGGGUUGAAGUAUCUGAAGGAGAAGGGUGUACUAGUCGUCUCGCUGGAACGUGCGAACAAUCUCUCAGCGCUAUGGACUGCGACCGCAGACAAUUCACAAGUUUAUCUGCGCGCCGCUUUGCUACCCAAUUCGCUCACAUCGAUUCGCACGAAAGCCAUGUCGGACUUCCAGAAACCCGUUUUCAGCGACACUUUUGCCGUGCCCAUAUCGCUUAGUAAACUGCAGACGAAGAGCUUGCAGGUCACAGUGGUCAGCAUGACCGGCCAGAAGGAGGAGAUAAUCGGCACUGUGCAGAUAAGCAUGGCCGAAUUCAACCCCGAUGAUUCGACACUCAAGUGGUACAAUGUGCUCAGCUCUAAAUUCAUGCCGACCUUCGAGCCACUGGACAUGCCAUCAACGAGUGCCGCUGCUGCUGCCAAAGCUGCAUCUGCGGCGGCGGCUGUCGUUGCCAAUUCGGCUGCAACGCCUCAUUUGUCCACAUCAACAGCUGGCACCAAUGUUCCGAAUGUUGCCAAGGAAGAGUCGUCCGAUGAAUCGACCAUCACCUCAUCACAAACAUCAACGCUGACACGCAAUCAAGUGCCGCCCUUCGAGAUGCAAGCGCAAAUCACCGAAGAAAUGCAAGAACAAUUGAGCGUAAACGACGAAGACGAGGAGGAUGAGGAGGACGAUGAUGAAGAUGACGACGAUGAUGAUGAGCUAGAGGGACUGACAGAUGCUGACUUUACAAAGAAAAUGCUCGAAGCAUACAACUGCAUCGAUCUGAUCAAGCAGGAAUAUGCGGACAAGGAAACCAAUACCGAGUGCGCAUUCCAGCCGGAAAAAUCGCGUGCAUCCCAACAGCAACAGCAAAUGGCCGACGAUAGGCCGGUAAAACGUUCGCAGACGUUCACACCGUCGGCGGCAGUAAAUAAAAACCGUUACAUCUGUCGGUUGAAUCGUUCCGACUCGGAUUCGGCUAUGCAUUUCGGCGUCACGCCACAUCCCUUCCAUCGUGGCGCUGUGGAGCGACGAUCGUUACGCUUCCACACCAAAGUACCCAAACAAGUCACAAAACUUCGUCAUACCCAUAUACCCAGAACUAGUUUGGAUCUGGAACUGGAUUUGCAGGCGCAGCAUAGUAAAUUGGAUUUCCUUAAUGAUCAAAUAGCCAAGUUGCAGAACUUGAAGGAUGUGCUUGAGAAGGGCCGUGAUAAUCGCGAUCCCUUAAUUGCCGCCUGGGCUAUUGAGAAUGAGGAGUUCCAGCGCUUAGUCGAACGUGCCGAUCCGGCCAAAUGCCCGGAAGAGAAACAAUUGCAUAAGCUUUUGAUGAAAACUGCCAAAGAAAUUUAUAAGCUGCGUAAAACCAAGGUGCCGAAAGGAUCACCCGAUUUACUGUCAUUCAAGGAGAAAAUGACCUUCUUCACACGCAAAGGCUUUCCAGUGCCCGAAUUGCCAGAUCGUGCCGAUUAUGUGCUGCCCGAUGCCAAUCUCAUCGAAGAGGAGGAUGAGGAGGAGGAGGACGAGGAAGACGAUGAGGAGGACAAGGCACGCGAAACAGCGAUCGCUAUCAAUACGGCGCUCGUCGCUAGCAACAAUAGAAAUAAGAAUCUCAAUGAGAAUCAUAUAGGCGGAGCGGUCAGUCGAAGAGAAUUGAAUGCAGCCAAGAGCACAGCAGCAGCUGCAGCAGCAGCAGCGGCCGCAGCCAACGCGGCAGCGACAACAACAAAUAUAGCGCCAACACCUAGCACAAGCGCGGCAGCAGCAGCCACAGCGGCGACAGUGCAGAACAACAGCGCCAAUGGCGAUCAGAAGGAUCAGCGAUUUGAAUAUGUGGUCGAUCGCACCUAUGGCGUUGAAGUGUGAAACUGCCAAGCAAGGCUUGGAAUUUUUUUUUGUUUUUUUUUGACGUAGUAUAUAUAAAAAUAUUUAUAUAACGUAAGUAACCGCUUGAGACUAGCGGAAAACUCAAGAAACAAAACAAUUGUGCCUUACUCGUAGUUUUAUAAAGUAGAAGAGUGGAAUUGAAGGGAAGUAAACAAAAAAAAUACUAAGUAGAACUUUAAAUAAAUUUAGUAGCUAUGUAAGUAGUUUUGCUGUACAAAACUGACUAUUUGUUGGAAAGUAAAAAAAAAAUGUAUAUUACAAGAAUAUAAUUUUUCUAGAAGGCGAAAUUUUGCAAAACCUUUUCGCUUUUUGUUUUGUAAAACUGUAAAAAAUUGUUUUUUUAAACGAAAUUUGGACCUGAACGCGAUAUUUCUUACCCAAGACUAGUAUCAGCUGUACUUUGAUGUCAUUGUAUUUUAGCUGUUAUAAAUUUUAUGCAAACUAUCGAAAGCAAAAUCAUAAAGAACACACACACACACACACAUUAGACUCUACAUUUCGUAGUGGUUGAUUAUUUUUUUUUUGUGCAUUUCUUUUACAAACAUAACAGAAAGAAAUUUAGUUAGGCUCCUCUUUAGUUGUAAAAGUUUUUCUAAGCGAAUUAUAGGAAUAUCGCAUGCGCUUUUUUGCUUGGCGCGUUGCUAAAAUGUAAAAUUCUAAUUUAUUUAAUUUUUUUUAUACAAACAUACUUAUUAUAUUUUAAUAUAUUGGAAGGCUUGCGUUUUUGUUGAGCUCGAUUUAUAAUGUUUUGUUGUAAUUUAUAUUGAAUG